UUAUAUAUACUUCAAUUCCAUUACUACCCUCCAAUUAAUUUCUGUGUGCUAAUCACAUCAUCGAUCUUUAUUUGUUUUUGCCCCAAAGUAUUAAUUCAUUACUGCAAUCAGAUGGCGAUUAAGAGCUACGCCCGGAGCGCGCCGUGCAACGGGAAAAUGGACAUGACUUUGGAAGAGUUCAAGAAAUGGGUGAAGAGUUUCGACGAAGACGAAGACGGGAGGAUCGACCGGAGCGAGCUGCAGGAGGCGAUCCAGGCCGCCGGCGUCCGCUUCUCGUGGCUGCGCGGCCGCCAGGGCAUGAAGGCCGCCGACCAGAACGGCGACGGCUUCAUCGACGCCGACGAACUCGCCAAGCUCGCCGAUUUCGCCCAGAACCACUUGAAUGUCCGCAUCGUCACCUAUUAAUCAUUUCUUCCAUACAUACAUAUAUAUAUAUAUAUAUAUAUAUAUAUAUAUAUAUAUAUAUAUAUAUAUAUAUAUAUAUAUAUAAUACGGAGUAUUAAUUUGCUGCAUGCAUGAAAUAUAUGGCUUUCAUAUAUGCACGUACAUGCAUGCGUGACAAACAUACAGAUCAAAAUAUCUUCAGAGUUUGUUAUGCACAAAUAUUAAGAAAAUAAAUAAUUUCCAUCAUAGGUAUGCUGAUGAUGAGGAGGAAUAUGUUCAUAAAAAUGUUGAUUCGUGUUAUUUGUUACUCGUACAUUGCAUAUAUUGGGAGUUUCUAUUAAUUUGUUUCUAGAGUAAUUUAUAUAAAUAGGACUAAAACAUAAUGACUUUCCCAAUAUAGGACUAUAUGUUUUUAUUUCUCAAUGUAGGACUUUUGGUCAUUAUAAGAUAGUCAUUAUUCAAGUAAUUGUCUAUCAUUACUGGACAUUAUUCCUUCACAAGGUCAUUAUUAAGUCCUAUUUAGGGAAUAAAAAAGUUUAAGUCCUACAUUAGGAAAGUCAUUAUGUUUUAGUCCUAUUUAGUGCAAAUUUCACUUGUUUCUAUCUAUUUGUAUUGCGUAAUACAUAAAUAUUGGAGUAUAUU
This is a messenger RNA of Cuscuta campestris, 1026 nucleotides long. NCBI's taxonomy places the organism in Eukaryota, Viridiplantae, Streptophyta, Magnoliopsida, Solanales, Convolvulaceae. The record is from the annotation of a GenBank genome assembly.